AUGGUUCGCCGAAUCUUCAUACUCCUCUGCCUUGUAUCGGCCUCCUUUUCCCACCAGAGCUCGUGUUUCGACUGUUUGGUCCCGCUGAGAUGGAGAAAGAAUAAACAAUACUAUCAAGUGAAUAAAGAUGAGCUAGACGACGUUGACAACCGAAUCAACCAAUUGCUCCGACAACGCGCCUCCACAGAGAGCGCGGCUGGUAGCAGUCCUGAGCCGGUGAAGGUAUACUCCCUAGGCUACUUGGCUGAGAAGGCUCUCCAAGUCACUGAGUGCUACGUGAUGGACUCGUCUGGGCAGGGCCAGAGGAGCGUGAAUUGGACGAUUCGUGCUUGGCCCAAGGAACCACCAUCGCAUUUAUAUGACACUCCUACCACUUUCAAUGCGAUCAGCGAGGAAAAGUGGCAAGUAAUCUUUCGCGUUAACGACCGGCCAUACAGCGUGAGAAUACCAUUGAGGCUUGACAGAGCCUUGGCGUUGGGAUCUGCUAGUGAUGGCCCAUGGCGUUUGGGCACUGACCGAUUCUCCAGCGAACGAAGUGUAUGCUCAACAGCUCUACAAGAGGGGCUUUCUGAUUUAUAUGAUCCCGACGACUACUCGAAGAUCAGCUACGAUGAUCUAAGAAUUGAGUGCGCCAACAAGAGGCAGUCGGCUUGGGGGCCGGCUGGCACGAUGUGUUUCAUAUACAAGGAUUGGUACUUCCCUAUCACAGUCGCCUCAGGAAUAUCCCCGCCUACCUGUUCUAAUAUCUUCCAGGCAGGCCUAGAGGGUAUCGGCUACGCUGCUGCUUUCAGCAACCAGCGGUCACAAUUGUCACCCAUUGAGCUGGAGGAAGCUUUCACAGAAAUGGCCAAGCUGGCGUCGAAGACUGCAAAAUCAAAGCGGAUCAAGUUGCUCGAACAGUUUAGGAAACAGAAUGCAGAGAGAAGUGCUGCGACGAUGCCCUCCUCUCUCAUUGAGAUAACGCAGGCUACGCCUCCAGUUGAAACGCUUGGUUGUCGAGGAGCGGACGGUCUCUAUACUAUCCACAUGAGUUUACUGUCUUCUGUUGGCAAGGCAACACUUAAGAACAAGGUCAUAUUUGGCCCACCCGAGGCUAAGUAUAUGUUGGAGCUUGAAUACAUCAGUAACAGUGACUUCAAGGUACUCGGAGUUUUCAUAGGCGAGCCGAAGCAGAUUAUCUCGCCAGUUGGGCUCAACUGCAAGGCCGCUAUGGAGUAUGCUGUCAGUAGCACAUACGGCUCGGACUACGUGUCGGAUGAGCUCUCUCUCACUGCAUUGGCUGGGGACAUCCGACGGCAUAUUACUCUAGGAGAUGUACGGGAUGCGACUGUUGAAAUAAAUGUGAAGAAAUCUGGGCGACGGACUUCCAAGAAGUCAGAGAAGUCUGGUGACCUCAUCCUACGGCGGACAUGCAGUUUGAGAGGCCAGUAUAAGGGCCCUGUGUUGCCUCUUUCGGGGAAUCUGAAUGCGGACGACAUCAAAGAAUAUCACGCUGUUGUAUUCACCUUUUGGAAAAAGGCGAUACCGGUCCUCAUUGAGAUGGGCGGUGCCGGGGCGGGAGGAGCACUUCCGUGCGCGGAGGCUCUACAUGAAGCUUUCAAUAUACUCUAUGACAGUGAUACGGAGGUCAGUAUGGAUAUCAUGACGCCCUACGAGAUGGUGUACGACAUGGAACGAUACUUGAAUGAAGCACUACCGCACUUGGAAUCCAAGAAGAAGAAGUCCAAGAAGAAUAAGAAGGCAGCGCAAGUCGAGCCACCGCUUUCCUUGAGUUUCCCAUGGCUGCAUAGAUCGUCUGCGUGCAUCGAAAGUGAUUUGGAUUUCGACACUCGUGUGAAACGGGCGAGCGAGCGGUCAGAAAAGCAGAGGAGAAAGCUGAAGGACUUCCUCGAGAGAACGAGCUCUCUAACUGACCUGGAGAGACCUGUCAUGUUGUCAACACCUCCGAAGGGGAAAAGUUCACCCAAGCAGAUGACACUGGAUGAGGCGGUCCAGGGCCUGACGCCUCGUCGCACGAGAUCUACGAUUCGUAGUGGAGAACCGCUAUCUGCUUGGAUGUGCUCACUGAAGGGAUACGGUUCUGAAAUAUCUUGGAGCUGGCCAAGUGAUGCGAGAGCCGUAGAAGUUAAAUACGGCUCGGGGAAGGCUCUCUCAGAGAUCACUUUGAAAGCGUUCGAGAAUGACUUGCGACCUAAGGCGAAGUCCCUGGGAGAAGCUGCUGAAGACGCGUUCGGGGUGAGCAUUCUGACGUUUUCUAUGAAAGCCGUUGCCCCGGUUUUGACUAGCUUCGUUCAUCAGGCUUCAGAGUGUAGGGCUAAGAACGAUGCAGGGCAGACCCUAUAUUGGCGACUUUGGCAUAGAGGUGACUUCUAUUCCUUCCACAACGGUAAUCAACCUUUGGUCCUGCGGAGUAAGCCCGACGCUGAGCUCACUGUGGCAUUCCUAGUCGACGGACUGGAGUACGGCGUCGACUUGGAUGCGGAACCGCAGGCAUCACUGAAAGACCUUCUAAAGCUCGAAAGGGAGGGAACUCGAGCUGAACAGAAGGACGUCUGUGGGACUAUACUGAAGGCUGGGCAAUCUACUCUGAGGAAGGAAUUCGAACCGGCAUCACGAAGAAGGGCAGGACAGGAUACAUAUACGCUGAAGCAACUUAGGAGUGAUAUUGUUCUGUUCGAACGAGCUAUCAAGGCUAGGAAAGAAGACGCUACCUUCCAGUUCAAAGAUCUCGAGAGGCUAGGUCGAGAAGCGACGGUUGAGAAAGACACCGACAGAGAAUUAUCAUGCUCUAGCCUGGAUGUAGCAUUCCGUUGGAGAGUGUAUCGAGGGAAGUACACAGGACCGAAAUCAUUAGUCAAUUGGAAAUCCACCGAAGGUGCCCCGAACGAGUCGCGUACCUCAAGAGGAUCAAAGGGGACCUUCAUCAGCCUCAUAUAUCCUCUCAAGAAGAAGGGCUCUAAAUAUGAGAACAAGUACUUCACUGCGAAGGUGUCUGCUAGUCCUCCCACGUGCGGGGAGGCGUUGAAGAUUGGUCUGGAAGAGCUGUACGAGAAACCUGACGGGUUGGAGCUCCAGGCAAUUCAGCGUUUCACGCCUAUUGAAGUGGAGGCUCGACUCAAGCAGGUAGCAGAGGCCUCGGCGAAGGAGACGAAGUUUGUGCCUGUGAAUCACCUUGGAGAAGGCGGAAUAUCUCUGGGUGAACCUCUUGUCGAAAUAGCGAAGAGAGCGAUGCUUUUUGGUGUUUGUUUUGGCCGCGACGACAUAGCAAAAUUGUCGUGGCGACUGGAAGAGCCUAAGUAUUUUGCGGGGCCUUUAUUCAAUAAGAAGAGUGAGAAAUCCGACACUAUCAUCGUUAUGAACUUUGAAGAUUCUGAUGAAAUACCGGCUUUUGGAGUGCAUGCCUGGAAGAAGCCGCUCUAUGCUGAGGAUGAUGAUCAGCUGUCUUGCUCGCUUAUGAUGGAAACCUUCGUCUCACUCGCGUAUAACUCGCGAAAGGAGAACGCUGAUGCUAUAUCUAUACUUGGCUUGAAGGGGGAUCUGCGAAAGGCUAUGCGCGACUACGUCGUAAGAGAGAUAGCAAAGAGCGGUGCUAAAUCCCUGGAAAUUGCGGCACGUAACCUUGUGCAUGAGACGCUCCAGUUCCUCGGAGAGAGGGCUGAUGAGUUACAGAAACAGCAACUUGUCCUUGAGGCCGAUGUGACGAAAACAAAGAAGAAAAAGCGUGGACCGAGCUCUAUCAUUUGCGAUGGAAACUCCACGGAUUUCUACUGGACUUUCCACAAAUCUCCCCUCGAAGGUCAGAGAAAAAACAAGAAUUUGCUCAAGGGUACUGAAGUUGAGAUCAGCAUUGGAGAUGGCAGGAAACUUUCUUUAUUUAUUCCUGAGGAGGAGGAGGAGCCCAGAGAGAUCGGGUUGUGUUCUACAGCGCUUGCAGAGGCAGUCCACCUACUCUAUGCUAACUCCGGCAUGAUGAUCACGAAGAGCGACUUGGUCUUUGAUAUAUCCAGGUACCUGACGGCAAAACAGGAAGCUGCGAAAUUGGAGAAGGGACAUAGACCACAGUUGCAAUUCGGGUGGUAUCAAGGCAAGGCCGGCACGUUCGGGGCUAGGGCCCAUCCACUUGAGCUAUCUUAUCAGCCAGAUCUCAGCCCUCUCAUAUACUCCAUUGGUUCUACUGGACUUCCUCGCAACAAGCACAUGGACUACUUACGGUAUCAUGGGCCCCUCUCUGAUGACUCCGUGGUCGAGGUAUUGCCCGAGCAAGUAGACUUGACUGGUGAAAAGAAGACGGGGCCACCUCCUAAGCCCCUCCGGAGAAGAUCCAAGACAACGAGCAGCACUGAUUCUGCACAGGACUUGAACAUUGCCAAGAACUUCUUAAGCUUUCACCCCGCAUCCUCUUGGACCUCCACGCACCGAUGGACUCACACUCUGGCAUCCAACCUGGCUUCCAGCCUCAUACUCCCUAUUCUGAUAUCCAUGAGGCACUCCCUUGCAAUGCUAUUCCAAAGCGUCAGCUGCCUGAUGGCCGUUCUUAGUAGUUGCUUUGCUUGGAGAAGCGCUGGCGCUAAAGACGUUGAGUUACUCAAUGAUAAAGGACCUCUGCGUGCUGUGUUCUCCGGCUACGGUGCACCACAGAGAAAAGAGGCGAAGACGCUAUCAGAUUUCUUCUAUGAUCCACAGGCCAAGUCACUCGCAGUAGCCGCCCGAGGAGCAUUCAAAGUCUUCGAGUGUCGGGCCCGAGAGGAAGAGGAUCAGACCCUUUGGUGGCGUCUUUGGCGUAGAGAUGACUUUAUCCGUUUCUACCAUUGGAAGCCCAACGUGCUGAUUGAAAGGCCCCAGUCUGAGUUCACUGCCACCUUCUUAGUGGACGGCGUGUAG
Perkinsus marinus ATCC 50983 is the source of this 4881-nucleotide messenger RNA. RefSeq lists its product as hypothetical. The record is from RefSeq and is a predicted model, not a curated record. The transcript is spliced from 51 exons. The coding region runs from base 1 to 4881 and encodes 1626 amino acids. Lineage: Eukaryota; Perkinsozoa; Perkinsida; Perkinsidae.